Messenger RNA from Hansenula ciferrii, 2133 nucleotides. RefSeq names its product Ifh1p (gene IFH1). The transcript has a single exon. Gene Ontology annotation, molecular function: transcription coregulator activity. NCBI's taxonomy places the organism in Eukaryota, Fungi, Ascomycota, Saccharomycetes, Phaffomycetales, Wickerhamomycetaceae. The coding region runs from base 1 to 2133 and encodes 710 amino acids. The record is from RefSeq and is a predicted model, not a curated record. Gene Ontology annotation, biological process: regulation of ribosomal protein gene transcription by RNA polymerase II.
AUGGCUAAAAGUCCCGUUAAAAGUACAACACAUUUAAAUACAAAAGCUACAAAAGCACCAGGUAAAACCAUACUUCCCAGACAUAAAUUUCAAAAACAGAGGAGAUUUAGUAUAAUAGAUUCUGAUUCUUCAUCUGAAUUAAGUGAGUUUAGUGAUGAUGAUGAUCAAGAACAAAAUGAGAAACCUAAAAAACCAAGCAAAUCAUUAUAUAAUCAUCAUGGCUCAAAUCAUCAAUUCCAAGGUAAUAAAUUUCAUGCCAUAGAAUCUGAAAGUGAAGAUGGUAAUGGUGAUGAUAGUGAUCAUGAAGGAAGUAUUUCUGCAAAUGAACAAUUAUGGAAAAAUCAUCAUAAACAGGUUGUAAACACUUCAAGUACAUCAAGUGAAGGUGAAGAAGAAGAUGACGAUGAUGACGAUAGUGAUUCAAAUUCAAGUUCAGAUUCAAGUUCUUCAGAUGAUGAAGAUGUUGAUUUUGUUAAAUUAACUGCUGAAAGAAAAGCUAAAGCAUUACAACAUUUUAGAAGUACAAGUCCUUUCAAAGAUCAACAAUCCCCUUCAAAAGAUUCAAAAGCCAUAGAAGAAGAGCCAAAAGCUAUUGAUACUAAUGAUUCAAAAGAUGUUGAUUUUAGUUUCAAUUUCAAUAAUGAUGAUCAUCAAUUGAGAAUUGCUAAUGAAGAAGAAGAAGAUGUUGGUGAAGAAUUAAAUAACCACUUACAAGAUUAUGAUCAAUUAACUCCAAAUACACAUGGUAUUCCAGGUGUUGAUGAAUUACCACACCCAACUAUAGAAUCUUCAGAAUCUGAUGAUGAUAUAGAUAAAGAUGAACUAUUACGUACUUUAGAACAAGAUAGUGAUGGUGUUGAAGGUGGUGGUGGAUUUGGAAGUGCAAAUGAUGAUGAAUAUGAUUUAUUACAACAAGAAGCUGAUAAUAUCUUACAUGAUUAUAAUAAUGGUGAAGGUUAUGAUGCAUUAUCAUUACAAUAUAGUUCAUCAAAUCCAACACCAAGAAAUUCUGUUGUUGAAGAAAUGAUUAAUAAACAUAAAUCAGAAAUGAAUCAAGAAGAAGUUUUACAAUUUGUUUCUGAUGAUGAUUAUGCAAGUGAUGAUGACGAUGAUGAUUAUUAUAAUGAUGAUGAAUAUCAUGAAGAUUUCAUAGUUCCAUUUUUUGAUGAUUCUGCAUUCAAAGAACAAUUAUAUACAAAUGGGAAUGUUGAUCAUUCAAAAAAUCAUCAAAAAGAGCUAGAUAGUGAUGAUGAUUCAUAUCUAUGGGAUUAUUUUUUCAGUUCAGGUGAUGAAAAUGAUGAAGAAGUUGAAGAUCCAAAUAAUAAUCAUUAUAGUGAUGAUGAAGCAACAGAUGAAGAUACUACAUUACCACCACCUUCAUCAAGAAAAAAAGUUGGUGCAAAAGCUCAAGAAUUAUUAUCUUCAUCUUCUGUCACUGCAAGACCACCUGCUUUAGGUACUUGGUCAACUGAUUCUAAACCUUUUGGUAUUAUUGAUGGAUUAUCAACUAGAUCUUUAAUUCCAAAUUCAAAUAAAAAUCAAUCACAACAAUCAAAUGCAUCAGGUUCAACUAAUCCAAGUUUGAAUAUCACAACCACAGGUGGUGGUGGUGCUAACUCAUUAAAACAAUCACCAAGUACACCAUUAAAUAACAAUAAUAUUGAAGAAUUAACUCUUGAUGAGUUAUUAAAUAUGAGUGAAUUAGAAGAUGAUGAUAAUGAUGAAGUUUUGAAUCAUGAAGAUUGGUUAGAAGCUACAGAAUCUACUAGAAAAGUUCCAUUAUCAGCUUUUAGAAAUAAAGGUAUAGUUAAUGAUGAUUCACAUAUUAAUGCAACAAGAAGAUUUUCACCAUCAAGUUCAGGACCAAAUUCUAAAAAAUCUGGUAAGAAACAUGGUAAAAAAAUUAAUGAAAUUACAAUGACACCAGUUAGAGUUGUUAAUAAACAACAUAAACAGAGAAGAAAAUCUUCAAAAUUAAGAAGACGUCAAAGUAUGGCUGAAGCUGCUGUUGAAGGUCUUAGAGUUACUAAAAGUGGAUUGUUUUCUGAAGAUACUUUAACUAAUGUUGAAGAAUUUUUAAGUGGAUUAGGUAGUGAAGCUGAAUUGAAUUUACUUUUUCGUGAAGUUCAAUAA